GAUGUAUAAAGCAUCCUUUGCAUCCUUUUGUCCAUCACUGCAGCUCCUCUAAGACGCACAUUCAUUCUCCAGUCUCCCUGAAUCUCUGCAAAUCAGCUUUGUUUCCUCCGUUUACCACACCCCAGAGAGGCAGCGGCACCACCUUUCAUCAUGUCUAAUAUCCAGACAUCUAUCGGCCUCAUACUUGACACCUUCAGUAAAUAUGCAGGCAAGGAGGGGGACAAAACCACCCUGACUAAGGGAGAGCUGAAAGAGCUGCUUCAGAGUGAGCUUGGAGAGCUUCUGGGGAAAGCAAAUGACAAGGAAGCAGUGGACCGUAUUUUCCAGGGUCUGGAUUCAAACAAGGACAACAGUGUGGACUUCAGCGAGUUUAUGCAGAUGAUUGGCUGCCUCUCUGUGAUGUGCCACGAGUACUUCACCAAAAAACAAUAGGGAUCCAAGCGCCACCUUGGGGCCAGCUUAGAGAGGCACCAGAGAGAUCCCAUGACAGCUGUUCUGAAGAAGGAAUCCAUAUUUACCACUAUUUACUAAAUUACCAUGUAGUCACAAAAUAUUGUAUUGUAUCGAACAAUUAAAUAAACUUCUUUCUAAGACAAAAA
Molecule: messenger RNA, 599 nt
Organism: Plectropomus leopardus (leopard coralgrouper)
Lineage: Eukaryota; Metazoa; Chordata; Actinopteri; Perciformes; Serranidae
Product: ictacalcin-like
Cellular component (GO): cytoplasm
Molecular function (GO): transition metal ion binding; calcium-dependent protein binding; calcium ion binding
Source: RefSeq, a predicted model, not a curated record